Gadus macrocephalus (Pacific cod) is the source of this 3735-nucleotide messenger RNA. RefSeq names its product BCL2/adenovirus E1B 19 kDa protein-interacting protein 3-like. Gene Ontology annotation, biological process: defense response to virus; positive regulation of apoptotic process; mitochondrial outer membrane permeabilization. Lineage: Eukaryota; Metazoa; Chordata; Actinopteri; Gadiformes; Gadidae. The record is from RefSeq and is a predicted model, not a curated record. Gene Ontology annotation, cellular component: nucleus; mitochondrial outer membrane; mitochondrial envelope. The transcript has 6 exons.
GCUGGCGUCAUCACACAGCUCCAGGAAGACGCGCGUCACACACGCCCCACAGCUCAUGGUUGCACUGCCCUGGUUUGCACGACCGCUCUCCCGAACAUAGUUUAUACAGUUCCUCCCGGUUUGGUUUGUUGCACGCAGCGUUGCGCACGUCUGCAUGUGCGCCCGGGGAAAUAGUGUGUUGCGUUGACGGUCUCUCUUAUGCAAAACAGUCAGUCAUCAGACACCAUGUCGGACGCUUCUUCCACUUCGUCCACAGAUAACCACGGAGACGCGGGACUAAACGGUUCCUGGGUGGAGCUGGAGAUGAACAGGGGGUUGACCAGCCUCAGACAGUCGUCCCCCGAGGGGCCCCAGGCCUCAGGGCCCCUCCUGCCCCUCCUGCCUCAGGUGGAGGAAGAGGAGGCCAUGGUGGGGGGCCUGGAGCACGUGCCCUCCUCCUCCUCCAUCCACAACGGAGACAUGGAGAAGAUCCUGCUGGACGCGCAGCACGAGUCCAGCCGCAGUAACUCCUCCUGUGAUAGCCCCCCCAGGCCACACACCCCUCAGGACGAAGGCCAGAUCAUCUUCGAUGUGGACGUUACCAGCCACAGAGGCAGCCAAUCAGAAGAAGAGGUGGUGGAUAAGGAGAGAGACAUGGACAUCCUGAUGAAGGACACAGACUGGGUCGCUGAUUGGUCGAGUCGACCAGAAAACAUUCCUCCAAAGUAAGAUUGUCACCCACGGCGAGCAGGAACGCUCAGCAUGAGGAAUACCGGGGCGAUGAAGAAGGGAGGCCUUUUCUCUUCUGAGUUCCUCAAAGUGUUCAUCCCUUCUCUGCUAAUAUCUCACAUCCUGGCACUCGGAUUGGGGGUGUACAUUGGGAAGCGGCUCACCACAACGGCCACCAGCUCCUUCUAGGACCACCUGAUCUGGAGGGGGGGGGGGGGGCUCUGUGGAGGAGGACGAGGUCAUGACCUCUCCCUCUCCCCUUCCUCCUAGCUCUCUUCCUUGACUCUCUCUCUCUCUCUCUCUCUCUCUCUCUCUCUCUCUCUCUCUCUCUCUCUCUCUCUCUCUCUCUCUCUCUCUCUCUCUCUCUCUCUCUCUCUCUCUCUCUCUCUCUCUCUCUCUCUCUCUCUCUCUCUCUCUCUCUCUCUCUCUCUCUCUCUCCUUGUGUAGAUACCCUUCCCAUCUCAACCCCUCACUCGCCCAUUUUGUAUACGGUUUUCAUGGAAUGACGAUUACCGAGGUCAUACUUUUCUCUCUCUUUCUUGUGUCGUUUGUUUUCAUGGGCACGAUAUUACAACAACUAAAACCUAGUUCUACUUCUACUCCUCCUCUUCUUUUACUUUUUUCUUUCUACUGUUGUUAAUACACGUGUUGAUGAGCUGUAGAUGGAGCACGGGAGAGUCAACCAUUAAAGGGAAUCAGAGGGAGAAGCAAGAGGAUUUAGGACUUGUGCCAACACUCAAUCAAACCAAGCAAUCGGACAGGAGAAUGACAGAGAGCCUACUUUUGAAGGCGGCCAUUUUGUUUAGCGAUUACGCGGUCGCUUUCAGAGGUUAUCGUUAUUAUCGGCUUUGUAUCUAUUAUUUUUUUCCACAGCCUUGUGGAACCCAAGCUAUUGAGAUUUUAAGUUAUAGCAGCCACAGUCCACCUAUAGCUUUGCCUUGCACUGGAGAUUUUAUUUAAAUUAAUUUAUCCUGCCGGAAAACAUUCUGUAUUACUGUACUGCACCACUAUGAAGAGUAUUCCGUUCAAUCUCCGAAUGAGGGUCCCCGUUACAAAUAACGGUCAUUUAGAGCUGUAUUUUGAGGAGGUUGUGUUCCCUCUUGGUGUGAAACCGUACAAUGUGUUUUGUUGGGGUGCCAAUAUUGCGAUGUCCACAAACCUUUCUGUUCUUCGGCAGUUCUUGUGAGUUGAUGCUGAUGCCAUUCCCGUGAAACGAUGCUGUAGGUGUCUGUACCAUGUCCUAGUGAUUUCCCUUUUUUCUUGGUACAAACUGGGCUUUUCACCCACCCUCAUCCUUUACCUACCAUUAGCUUGUCUGCCCUCAAGUAAUACUUGUGAUUUUCUUUCCCCCUCUGAGGGAAUUUAAUUUAAUUGUACCUGUAUUCUACUAUACCUAAUAGUAUACUCAUGUUUUUCUCUUUUGGUUUUGCUUGGAAGUGAAAUGAUGAAGUUGAAAGUGUUUUCAAAACAUCAGAUUUUCUUAAAUUCUGAUGUUUGGAGUGAUUAUAUAAAAAAGUUAUAAUAUAAAAAAUACAUUUCACUAAAGGAAAUUAGUUAUAAAUAUUUAAUAUUUUUUAAAGCUGAUUCCAAUAACUUAUCUUAUAAAACCUAGACAUUUGGUCAUGAAAUAUUCAUAUCUUUUAAUAUUCUACCAAAAAUGAGCUGGAACAGGCAGAUAAAAGUUAUACUGUCCCGGCGGCAUUCUGAACGGAAAAAGGAUAGAAAGAUUUUUUUUUUUUUGUUCUACUCUUCUGAGGGUUUUUCAGCCAAAGGCAGUGGUCAUGUUGGCUGGACCUACCCCCUAACCCUGCCCCCCUACCCCAAUCUCUAACCCCUCAACCCCGCCUAGUCCGUAACCCUUAAUCCGUAACCCUCAUUCCCCAAACCCUAACUCCGAAACCACCCUUGAACCCUAAAUCCUAAUCUAUAGUCCUAAACCCCUAGUUCCUAGUCCCUAACCCCCAAGUACUUUACUCCUAACCCCUACCCCCUAACCUCCGACUCUAUUUCUUAUAUCGGGUACGUGACUAGCAUGGUAAGCCACGUACCUUUUUAAAGCAUGAUUUAAAACGGUUAAAGUAAAUGUAAUAACGAACAUGAUGCUCGGACAGACUUUCUUGCCGGAUCUUUUCAGAAGGGAUGGUUGUGUAAACAGUGGCCUAUUUGAUCAAGCUUAGUGUAGCUUGUGUGACUUAAACUGAUAUUUUACUACAUCUUUUCUAUCAUCUGUUAUGACUGCUAUACUGGCCCCAGGUAAUAAUGGUAAUAAUAAACAAAGUCAUGGUCCUCCUACAAAGUUUGCCAGAAAAUAUAAACAGUAAAUGUCCAUAGUUUUUCAUAAGUUAUACACACUGUGUACACUUUAUUUGAACCAUCCAUUUGUUAUUUUUACCCCAGUCUAGCCAGUAGGAGGUUGCCAUCUGACCUGGAAGUGAUUUUGUUUUUUCCUUCAGUUUUUUAUGAAGCUGUAUUCAUUUCCUAAAUUAAGAUGAGCCUGGAAUCCAGGUGUAGGCUUCAGGAGCCUUCCAGAAACUUCCUGAGCUUUUCAGAGACUUUAUUUACAGUUAGGAAAGCCACAGAUAUUCUCCUCUCUCUUUGUCUCUCUGCCACCUUUUUGUGCCACAAAGCAGAUUGUUUGUGUGUGUUUUGGCCAUGGCAACAUUUGAGAAAAAAGUGUAUAGCAUUUUUGUUUACUCUAGUUUUUUUCGUGGUUGUUGAGGAAUAUUUCGGUUUGGUUUUAUUUUGUGUUGUUUUGUCGGUGAUGGACGAUGCAUGCAGAGCAAGCAGUGUGCUGUAAGUGGAAUGAUCCCAACGUUUGUUUGUACAAUCAAACCAAAAUAUGAGAUGUGAACAACCCGAUGUUGAGGAGGCCUCUUGCUUUAAAGAAAGGAAACGAAGCGUGUAGAAAAUGAUUUUCCACACCUCUACGGUAACGAUAGUUACCACAAUAAUGUGUAUUGCUUUAAUUUUCUCCCUUUUCAUUAACAAGUUGAUAAACAUUUUGUCAUUAAAGAUUAUCUGAAUCAA